GAUAGGGCAUGUAAGGUAGCUGACACACAUUCCUUCAUGUGAAUUCAAAUUCUACUGUUUCAGCUCUGCACCAAGUCCCAUCCUCCGCUGCCCUCUGUUUCAGCAAACACUGAGGCCUGUUGUUUCUCCUCCUCUACCCGCUCUGAUGUGGUCAAGGUCCAGAGAGCUGAAUAGUUGGCAAGCGGACCACCAGCAGCAGACGACAUCUUCACUCGGCUCUCCCUGAAGCUGUACGGCCCCGCUGAAAGGAUGAAGGUCUCCGAGGCUGCCCUGUCUCUCCUCCUCCUCAUCCUUAUCAUUACUUCUGCUUCUUGCAGCCAGCCAAUUCCUGAGUGGGUGAACACCCCAUCCACCUGCUGCCUGAAGUUUUAUGAGAAAGUGUUGCCAAGGAGACUGGUGGUGGGAUACAGAAAGGCCCUCAACUGUAACCUGCCAGCAAUCAUCUUCAUCACCAAAAGGAACCGAGAAGUCUGCACCAACCCCAGUGAUGACUGGGUCCAAGAGUACAUCAAGAAUCCCAACCUACCUUUGCUGCCCUCCAGGAACUUGGCCACGGUUAAAAUUAUUACAGCAAAGAAUGACUAAGCCCAGCUCCCCAACUCCCAGUGAUGACCAGGCUUUAGUGGAAGCCCUUGUUUACGGAAGAGAGAGGUAAACCUACGAAAACAGGAGAAGCCUUAUUAGGCUGAAACUAGCCAGUCACAUUGAGAGAAACAGAACAAUGAUCAAAAUAAAGGAGUAUUUCGAAUAUUUUCUCAA
This is a messenger RNA of Cercocebus atys (sooty mangabey), 759 nucleotides long. It is a transcript of the gene CCL16, whose product is annotated as chemokine (C-C motif) ligand 16. Gene Ontology annotation, biological process: immune response; cellular response to type II interferon; inflammatory response. The record is from RefSeq and is a predicted model, not a curated record. Gene Ontology annotation, molecular function: CCR chemokine receptor binding; chemokine activity. Gene Ontology annotation, cellular component: extracellular region. Bases 250 to 585 code for a protein of 111 amino acids. The transcript has 3 exons. NCBI's taxonomy places the organism in Eukaryota, Metazoa, Chordata, Mammalia, Primates, Cercopithecidae.